UAUGUCAAAGUGUUAUUCUUUGGUUAUGUUAUGUUAAAAAAUAAUACACUAGUUUUGAAUUUUGAUUAAAUAAAACUAGUAAUUCAUGUUUCCAAUUAUUACACAAAAAUCCUAGAAAACAAGGGUUUCAUUUGAUAUGUGUUUCAUUUCCAUAAUGUAAUUACACAAUUUCCUUAAGAUGAGAAUCAAAAAGAGCGAUCAAUUAAAGUUAAAAACUUUCCUCAAACUAUUUUUUGUCUGCCUUGCAGUAUUUAUUUUACUAUUUCUUUGUUUGCUGUGGAGUCUUGGUGCAGAAAAUGAUGGCGAUUAUGAAGUAGUAGUGACCGAACCUGUGAUUUUCAAAAGGCAUGAUGUUGUUGUAGCAGUUGUCGCCUGUGGUGACCGCUUUGAAGAAACUAUGACAAUGUUGAAAUCAGCUCUAAUGUUCACAAAGAUACAUUUGAGUUUUUUAGUUGUCUCAGAUGACCACUUGAUUGAUAGGUUCAAAGAGAAAUUGGAACAAUGGAAGACUGCUACCAAAAAUCGUUUCAGUUAUCGGGUAGUUCCUUUGACAUUCCCAGUUGUUGAAGUUGAGGAAUGGAAAAAAUUAUUCAAACUGUGUGCUUCUCAGAGAUUAUUUUUACCAGAAGUUUUGAAAGAUGUUGAUUCAGUAUUAUACAUGGAUACUGAUACAUUGUUCCUCACACCUGUUGAAGAUGUUUGGGAUCAUUUCUAUAAAAUGAAUUCUAGUCAAAUGGCUGCACUAGCUCCUGAACAUGAGGAGCCCAAUGUAGCUUGGUACAAUAGAUUUGCUAAACAUCCUUACUAUGGGAAAUUAGGUGUGAAUUCAGGUGUUAUGCUUAUGAAUUUAACAAAAAUGAGGAAAUUUCGGUGGAAGGAAUAUGUUGUUCCAAUAUAUAAGAAGUUCAAACUGAAAAUAACUUGGGGUGAUCAAGAUAUAAUAAAUAUCAUUUUUCAUUAUCAUCCAGACAAGUUAUAUAUUUAUUCUUGUCGAUAUAACUUUCGGCCAGAUCACUGCAUGUAUAAUAGUGUGUGCAAACCAGCAGAAAAAGAAGGAGUUGCUGUACUGCAUGGAUCCAGAGGAUUUUUCCACUCUGAUAAACAACCAGUAUUUAAAGCAAUAUACCAAGCAGUAGAAGAGUUCAAUUUAGGUACUGAUUCCAAACAAAUAUUUCUUCAGACACUUGAGACUUACUUGGAGGAAAGGAAAAAUACAAACUGUGGGCAUGUAAAGGAUAUAUUCUUAAAAAAUUUGAGAAAUUACAUGGAGAGGUAAUCAAGUAAGUUUAUAGACCAAUAUUGCAAUUCCCUUGUGAUAUUUUUAUUUAUAUGUGGCGUCUUUUACAUUUUUAUAAGUUUUAUACAAUGGAUAAUUGUUACUUUAUGUGCAAUAUAUUCAAUUAUUAUAAAAAUAUAUGUUGAUAGAGUA
Coccinella septempunctata (seven-spotted ladybird) is the source of this 1429-nucleotide messenger RNA. RefSeq names its product glucoside xylosyltransferase 1 (gene shams). Bases 179 to 1276 code for a protein of 365 amino acids. The record is from RefSeq and is a predicted model, not a curated record. The transcript is spliced from 7 exons. Gene Ontology annotation, biological process: protein O-linked glycosylation via N-acetylgalactosamine. NCBI's taxonomy places the organism in Eukaryota, Metazoa, Arthropoda, Insecta, Coleoptera, Coccinellidae. Gene Ontology annotation, molecular function: UDP-xylosyltransferase activity.